Plasmodium fragile is the source of this 1221-nucleotide messenger RNA. RefSeq lists its product as uncharacterized. Gene Ontology annotation, biological process: protein import into mitochondrial matrix. Gene Ontology annotation, cellular component: mitochondrial outer membrane; mitochondrial outer membrane translocase complex. The coding region runs from base 1 to 1221 and encodes 406 amino acids. The record is from RefSeq and is a predicted model, not a curated record. Gene Ontology annotation, molecular function: transmembrane protein transporter activity. NCBI's taxonomy places the organism in Eukaryota, Apicomplexa, Aconoidasida, Haemosporida, Plasmodiidae. The transcript has a single exon.
AUGGAGAUUGCGGGUAUUGGACUUUUGCAGAAAUGGCGAAGAGAAAGAGAAGAGCAGCAGCACGUGGGACAAUGUUGUAAGUACCCCUUCAUGGACGCCCUGAAAAAAGGGAAUGCAAUUUUGUGGAGGAGGAUGAGGAGGAGGGGGAUGGGGGUGCCUAGCCUCAUCACCCUAUGUGAGGCAACAUCAAAUGAGUUACCCAAAGAAGGACAAAAAAGUACCUUAACAGAGAAUGUUGGAGAGGGGAAGAAAAAUAAAAUGAAUGAUGACGAUACAAAUGCGAUGAAGGAGCAACAAGCCAACUCUUCCUUCGCAAAUACAUUUGAUUCACCAAAUGCUUUACUAUUUGAAAACCUAAACAAGGAAUACAAGUUUAUAACUACGCAAGACAAUUUCGAUGGGUUCAGAUUUGAAGUAGAUAAAACAGUGAACAAAUACUUACAGUCCACACACACACUUUUCCUUGGAACUACACUAAGGGAUGUCGGGUACUUGUAUCAAUUCGGGGCAAAUUUCACAAACAGUGAUAAUAGCUUGCUAAUGAUUAGCAGAAUAAAUAUUGAUGGCAGUGUGAAUGGUAGAUUUUGUAAAAGAAUAAACAACCACAUUGACUGCAAACUCAAUUUUAACACUUAUGCAAAAAGCGAUACCAGGAAUAUGUACGAAAUGGGUAUAGAGGUUAAUAAGCCUAUAUACACUUACAAUGUGAAGACCAUAUGGCAGGGCACGUGGAUCUUCAACGCGUCGUAUACCCAAAUGUUGAGUAAAAAAUUUCAAGCAGGGGUAGACCUAACCUACAUAGCUUCCAAUUGUGCUUCCAUUGGAUCCUUCGGACUUCGAUACAACCACAAAAAUAAUGUUCUGACCAUGCAGGUGGUGAGACAACCAAAUUUUAAAUCGCCUGAAUUUAUGCUUAACCAGACACACUUAUAUAAAAUUCAGUACGCCAAAAAAGUGUCCGAUCGGUUAUCCUUGGGGACAGAACUUGAGGUCACUCCGCAGACCAAGGAAUCGGCCAUGCGUCUGGGGUGGGACUACUCCUUCCGUCAUGCGAAGGUGCAGGGAAGUAUUGACACGAGUGGAAAAAUUGCCGUCUUCACACAGGACUACUCAGGCUUUGGGGUUAGCGGGUACAUAGAUUACCCGAACAAUGAGUACAAGUUUGGCUUCAUGAUGCACAUAGCCCCUGCGCAGGAGCAGCCCGUGCAACCCACACCGUAG